GCUUUUCUUUCACUUUCUUCUCACUUUUUUAAUAUACAUUCAACAUUUUCUUACGAAAAAUGGUCUGUUUAGGACCAAGAAAAAAAGAAAAGAAAAGCAACCUUUUAAGCCCAGAUGAUGCCAAUGGCACAACAGCGACAAAAAGAAGUGUGAAAAAGAGUCCUACUUCAAAAUUACGAAGUCCUUCCAAGGCUGCUGUAAGUCUAGCGCCGUCUAUUGCUUCUACACUUAACAAGAAGGCUUCCACUUUGAGUAAUAAGGCGUCUACUUUGGGCAGCAAGGCUUCUGCUCGUACUUCUACCGAUAGUAAGACAGGUCUACCAAAACCUAAUACUCGUACUUCUCUUUUGUCAACUGGAAAGAGAGCCACAAGUCCUAGUGGGCGUCGACCCACUUCGCCGCUGAAUAACACAAAGACAUCUGCUGCGUCAAGACCAACCAGUAUGGCUUCUAUCAAAAGUAACCUUACAACAGCUUCUGCUGCUGGUACUACUAAUCAAGAAAAUUUAAAGUUGAUUGCUGACCAAAAAGCGGAACUUGAACGUCUAAAGCAACAAUUACAAGAAUCAGCAAAAGAAGCCUCUAAGCCAGCAAGUCCAACAGAAGAAGCUGAAGAUAAAGAAGUUCAACGAUUAGAAUUACUCAAAUCAAAAGAAGAACAAUUACUACAACGUGAAAAGGAAAUUGAAGAACUUAGAAUUAAAUUAGAAGAAAGAAGCCUUUCACCUUCUCCUCCUGCCAUUGUGGUUCAGUCUGAAGAUGUGAGUAAAGCUGAAGAAUUGGCACAAAAAGAGAAAUUACUGGAGGAAAGAGCAGCUCAAUUAGAGGAACAAAAGCGAUUGAUGGAAGAACAAGUGCCUCAGCUUGAUCAAGUAGCUUCUCAAUUAGAAGCACUCAAAACAGAGAAUUUGGAUGCUGUGAGCCAAUUAGCAUCAAAGGAAAAAGAACUUGAAGAAUUAAGAGCUUUGAUUCACAACAAACCUUCUGAAGAGCAAAAGGAAGAAGAUAAGCAAGAAGCUCUUCGUAAAAUUGAAGAAUUGAAUCAACAGCUUGAGGCUCAAAAAAAGGCACAUGAAGAAAGUUUACGUCUUCAUGAAGAAGCUUUAGCAGAAAAAGAAGCACUUUUGAAAGAACAAAAAGAAGCACUUGAUUCUCUCCAAGAAAACCAUCAAGAUGAAGUGCGUAAAUUAAAGACAGCUCAAUCGAGUAGCAUUAUUGCACUCAAGAAGAAGCAUAAGCAAGAAAAGGCUGAUUUAGAACAACAAGUAGAUGAAGCCAAAAAGGAAGCAGAAGCCAAUCCUGCUGUAGAUAUUGAUGCUCAUUUAGAACGCAUUCUUCAUGAGUUUGAACAAGCUGAACAUACGCAUGCUGUCGAAAUCCAAAACUUAGAGGAAUCUCAUGAAUCAGAACUCAACAACUUGGAAAACAACCAAAAGGCCCAGUUGAACAAGCUGAAGCGCACUCAGGAUUUAACUAGAGAUAGUUGGACAAGCCGUUACUUGCCUACAGAAGCUGUCUCUUGGCCCACACCCAGCGGUGGUCACAUUGCCAAGUUGAAGCCUACACCUACUCCUCUUAUGGAAAGUAAGAGCAAGACUUUGUUAAGAGUGUUGGACCCAAAGAAGGUUCAAAUCUAUUACUCUUCUGUCAGUUCAAAUCCUGUCAUCAAGAGGAACCAAGAGCAAAUCCAGCAAUUGCUCAAGAACAACAAUAUCAAAUUUAGUUUGGUUGAUGUUGCACAGAGUGAGACUGCUAGACAGUAUGCAAAGAAGUGCAACAACAAUGGUAGAUCUCAAGGUAGAAUUAAGGAGUUUCCUCAAAUUUAUGUUGGUGGUGAAUAUAGAGGUCAAUAUGAAGAUGUCGUCCGUGCUAUUGACGAUGGUUUGCUUGAAGAUCUGCUGCAUGCUGCUGAAGAACGCCACUUUACUCCUGAAGAAAGAGCUGCUAUUCAGAAGGCUGAACUAAAUGAAGAAUUGGCUGGCCCUAUGCGUUCUUUGCCACCUAUCGAAACUAUGCCUCAAUUGAGACCUACUCGAUCUACCAACAAGCCUGUUAGAACCUUGAAGGACUAUGAUGAAGAUGAGGAACUUUUGAAGGCACUUGAAAAGGAAUUAAAUGAAGGAAACAUCAACAUUGAUGACUUAUAAUCCUCUAUAUCCAUCUUUUUCAAAUAAACAAAGUAAAAUCUACAGAGAUGAAUAAG
Molecule: messenger RNA, 2203 nt
Organism: Gilbertella persicaria
Lineage: Eukaryota; Fungi; Mucoromycota; Mucoromycetes; Mucorales; Choanephoraceae
Exons: 6
Coding region: 60-2147 (695 amino acids)
Cellular component (GO): cytoplasm
Source: RefSeq, a predicted model, not a curated record